AGUGUCUGUGAGAGUUACCUUCUCAAGUCACACAGAGGAUGCCAGCAGUCAUGGCCUUCCCCAGCGUGUCCUGGAUGCUGCUCUUCUGCCUGGUGUUGCUAUGUCGCCCUGCCCCAGCUGAAGACCUCCAGAAGGAAGUGCUCUCUCCCCGCAUCAGCUGUCCUCAGGGCUCAGUGGCCUAUGCCUCCCACUGCUAUGCCUUGUACCUGACGCCCAGAUCCUGGAUGGACGCAGAUAUGGACUGUCAGAAGAGACCUUCAGGACAUCUUGUAUCUGUGCUAAGUGGAUCUGAGGGAUCCUUUGUGGCCUCCGUGAUCAAUAACAGCUUGAACACUUACUCUACUAUCUGGAUUGGGCUCCAUGACCCCACAGAGGGCAUUCAGCCCAAUGGAAACGGCUGGGAGUGGAGCAGCACUGAUGUGCUGAAUUACCGUGCCUGGGAGAAAUACCCCCCCUCAGGUUCAUAUCCUGGCUUCUGUGGAGGUGUGACAAAGAGCUCUGGAUUCAAGAAGUGGAAAGAUUUCAACUGUGAUUUAGAACUACCCUACGUCUGCAAGUUCACAGACUAGGUCACGGUUUGGGACUCAGCUCACCAUGGACAUGGAACCAGAGCUGAGGGCCUCUCCUAGAAGACAUAUCCUCUCUCCACAUCUCAAGCUUGACUACCUCAUUCCAAACUCCCCCUUGCUC
Molecule: messenger RNA, 690 nt
Organism: Erinaceus europaeus (western European hedgehog)
Lineage: Eukaryota; Metazoa; Chordata; Mammalia; Eulipotyphla; Erinaceidae
Product: regenerating islet-derived protein 3-gamma-like
Exons: 5
Coding region: 39-569 (176 amino acids)
Biological process (GO): venom-mediated disruption of cell wall in another organism; positive regulation of cell population proliferation; response to peptide hormone
Molecular function (GO): peptidoglycan binding; oligosaccharide binding; signaling receptor activity
Source: RefSeq, a predicted model, not a curated record